Australozyma saopauloensis is the source of this 675-nucleotide messenger RNA. RefSeq lists its product as uncharacterized. Bases 1 to 675 code for a protein of 224 amino acids. The record is from RefSeq and is a predicted model, not a curated record. NCBI's taxonomy places the organism in Eukaryota, Fungi, Ascomycota, Pichiomycetes, Serinales, Metschnikowiaceae. The transcript has a single exon.
AUGGAUCACGUUGAUCGAAUUACCUCUAGAUUGCAAGCCCUAGAUUCCUGGUUUGAAGCCAGACUCUCUCAGUACGAGUUUGGCCAGGUAUUGGUUCACAAUUCUGUGUCGAAGUACAUCACAGCCGUUUUGUUUUUCCUAGUUAUUGCCAUAGUCUCUUAUGAAACCUUCUACUGGUCAGGAAUAUAUCUUGGACUUUGGGAAUACCACGCACAGGAGAUAUUCAAAGAAGUUCCCAUUCAUUGUGCACAUGUUUAUGUCAGGGUCAACUUCACCAAGAGUGAGAACGAGGACAAAGUCAGAGAGCUCUAUCAGAUCAAAAAGAAAAAUAGGUACAAUGUCAUGGAAUGGACCGUACCAAAGAGCACCGAGAGGGAAAUGUUUCUCUUGAAAGACUUUGUCAAGUAUCAUUUUGAAUUCAGUCCAGAGGACUUCGAAGAAAACCCGGAUCCGGAGUUUGGAUCCACAAUUGAGCAUCUCAGAAAACGAGUUUUGACGACGGUGACCACUUCGCCUGUUUAUGAAAAGUAUUUGAAGGAUCUGACUGUUACUCACAACGACGUAGUGGUCUUCAAUAACAAGUAUGAUGAGGUCAAAAAGGAGUUAGACAAAGCAUACUUGAGCAAAAUCCAUAUCGAGACAGGAAACGUCAUUGACUGUGUCGUCUUAAUAUAG